This is a messenger RNA of Trachemys scripta elegans, 2478 nucleotides long. It is a transcript of the gene RWDD2A, whose product is annotated as RWD domain containing 2A. Bases 567 to 1445 code for a protein of 292 amino acids. NCBI's taxonomy places the organism in Eukaryota, Metazoa, Chordata, Testudines, Emydidae. The record is from RefSeq and is a predicted model, not a curated record. The transcript is spliced from 4 exons. Gene Ontology annotation, molecular function: protein binding.
GAGCCGCAGGCCUGCGAGCGUUGCUUACCUGAGCGUUCCAUCCGCCCAGUGAUACCCCGCCUGGGGACCUUCUCUAGUCGCAGGGGGCGGAGUGCCGCCAGGAGCUCCGCACACUCGACCAGCGGACAGGAGCCCUUCGGCGUGGCGGCACGUUCCGUGCGGUAGGCUCUGAAGCCGCAGGAAGAAGUCGGGCUACGGCCGCGCCUCCCCGCUGCCCCCUGGCCCGCAGGCUGGGUGUGCGCAGUGCUCACGUGACGUGACGUAACCCACCGCCCCGCCCCCAUCGCGGUCUGGCGCGAGUCUCCCCCAGCGGCCGCGGCCCCGCGUGGGGUGAGGGCUUUGGCGGCGCGAGCAUUUCUUGCUGAGCCCGGGCCCGGCCCCUGCCGCGUCACUAGCGAAAGCUGCGGCACGUCCAUGACGCCGCCCCCGGCUUCAGCAGAGCCGACAGAACCGCGCUCAGCCGGCUUCGGCCGCCGCCUCAGUCAGACCCGCCGGCGCGGACGCGGCAAGGGCGCGCGGCUGGGAGAAGCGCGGCCCGCAGAGGUGUCUGGGUUUACAGCUGUAACAUGGCUGUCACAAUAAAAGAAUGUCUUGAGCUUCAGCUGUUGGAAAUGGAAAUGCUCUUUUCAAUGUUUCCUAAUAAAGGAGAAAUAAGCCUUCAGGACAAAAAUGCUCUUACUUAUGUGCAGAUGUACUUGAAAAAUAUAAAAGGAGGACUACCACCUCGGAUUGAAUAUUCAAUUUCUGUUGAUAUUGAUGAGCCAAAGGUAAAAGUAGACUUGUAUCUAUCCUUGCCUCACCGCUACCCUCAUUCAGCACCGCAACUAUUUGCAAGAUCAAAUGCACUAGACAGACAGAAUCAACUGCAGCUCAAUAAACAUCUCACUUCUCACAUCAGUUCUUUGGAUUUAGGUGAACUGUGUGUAUGUGCGGCAGUGCAGUGGGUACGAGACAACAGUGCAUCUUAUUUCCAAAACAGUAACGUCUCUUCUGAAACUGCUCCAAAAGAAAAGGCAGUAAAAAUAAUUUUUCAUCGAAUGUGGAUCUAUAGCCAUCAUAUAUAUAGACAGGAACUGAAAAAGAAAAUCUUUGAUUGCGCAAAGCAAUUAAAUUUGACUGGUUUCUGCCUAACAGGGAAACCUGGUAUCAUCUGUGUGGAAGGGCUCAAAGAAAACUGUGAGGAGUUCUGGCAUGUUAUUAGAUAUCCUAACUGGAAACACAUUUCCUGCAAACAUGUUGAGAGUAUGGAAACUGAAGGAAAUGGGGAUAAGCUUCAUCUCUUUCAUACUUUUGAAGAUUUACAGUUCCAGGCACAUGGUGAUUAUGGACUGAGGAAUGACUAUCACAUGGAUCUUGGCCAAUUCUUAGAAUUCCUUAAACAGCAUCAAAGUGAACAUAUUUUUCAAUUAUUAUUUGGUGUUGAAAGCAAACAUUCAGACAAUUAACAAAUCAAUUGUAUAAAUAGUUUUAAUUUUGCACAAUGUUACAAAUGAUUUUUUUAAGUUCAUCCAUGGAUAUACGAUUAAAAACUGAGUGAAAUUGGUAUACUGUGCUUAUAGUUAUUAUAAUAAGGGAAACUCUGUAAAGUAAGAAAAUCAUAGUGCAAAGAUAGACCCUUUGCUUUUGUUUUAAAUACAUCAUAAGUAAGACCCUUUGUUUUCAGUUUAAACCAAUUUUUACUGGGAAAAAAAUGGGGUUUAAAAGCAUUACCUGUUUUUUCUGAUUUUUGACCUACUUUUGUAUCAUUCAAAUAUAUAAAAAAUAACUUGUUUUAUUAGGAAAAUACAAUACAUUGCAUGAGAUAUGUAUUACAGUAAUACAUUAGUCUGUGUGUAUAUGCAAAGCUGCCUGUUAAAGUAAGGCGAUGUAUUAGUGUAGAAGAUAUACACACAAUAAACAAACAUGCAUGCACGCAAGCUCUGAACUGCGUGCGGAUCUGAACGUACUGAUGAAUCUCACACCUGCCACGUACACAUUUCAAGUUGUUAGCAGAUAACGGUUGAAAAAUUUAACACUAAACUCUGUAUCAGAAUAUGUUUCAGCACACAAGGAAGUAUUCAAAAGUUUUAAAAAAUCAAAACAGGAGAAAAGGAUGAAGUUUAGUGUAUGCGCUGCAAAUGGUGUGGCCCAGUUAUUAAAUGUAAAUAUUUAUAGGCUAUUAGUUCUACGUCUACAACAGUAAACUGUUUAUUCAAAUGAAAUAUUUUAUGUGGAGCUUAGAGAUGUAUUGUUAACUCAGAAGUGCCAUUGUGUUUUGAGUGCUGUUUUAGUUCUGCAGCAAACCACACUGAAUUCUGUUCAUCAAAGCAUUAAUUUACUGAAUACUUUUCCCCCUGUGCUUCCAGCCCCUGAAAUAAACCCUAUUAUCCCAAAAAAAUUAAUAGUUUUUUUUGCAAUGAUUUUCAUCUGCCUUUGGUAAUUGUAGUAAUAAACACAAAUUCCUGGGAAAAAUGAAAUAAAAUAAAAUGCAAAAAUGAA